Engraulis encrasicolus (European anchovy) is the source of this 2307-nucleotide messenger RNA. RefSeq names its product beclin 1, autophagy related (gene becn1). Gene Ontology annotation, biological process: late endosome to vacuole transport; autophagy; cellular response to nitrogen starvation. Bases 104 to 1447 code for a protein of 447 amino acids. Lineage: Eukaryota; Metazoa; Chordata; Actinopteri; Clupeiformes; Engraulidae. Gene Ontology annotation, cellular component: phagophore assembly site; phosphatidylinositol 3-kinase complex, class III, type II; phosphatidylinositol 3-kinase complex, class III, type I. The record is from RefSeq and is a predicted model, not a curated record. The transcript is spliced from 13 exons.
CUAGUGCUACCACCGAAGAGACCGUUGAUCACUUGACAGGAAGUCCGCAGUAUCAACAACAAAAACACUGUCUGUAGAGUAAGAGCAUCGCUCCUGGUCCGCAAUGGAGGGCUCCAAGUCCUCCAGCAGUACUACGCAGGUCAGCUUUGUGUGUCAACGCUGCAGUCAGCCUCUCAAGCUCGACACGUCCUUCAACGUCCUGGACAAGGUCACAAUCCACGAACUCAUCGCUCCUCUGGUGACAGUGACCCCGAGCAAACAGGCCGAGAGCAGUGGAGGAGAGAACCCCCCAGAGGAGACGUUUGUGGAGAACAAGCAGGAUGGAGUGGCAAGGAAAUACAUCCCCCCUGCCAGGAUGAUGUCUACGGAGAGUGCCAACAGCUUCACCCUGAUUGGUGAGGCGUCUGAUGGGGGCACCAUGGAGAACCUCAGCAGGAGGUUAAAGGUGACUAGUGACCUGUUUGACAUCAUGUCGGGCCAGACGGAUGUUGACCACCCCCUGUGUGAGGAGUGCACUGACACACUGCUAGACCACCUGGACACACAGCUCAACAUCACAGAGAACGAGUGCCAAAACUACAAGAGUUGUCUGGAGUUGUUGUCUCAUCUGGAGGAGGAAGAGGAGGAGUCUCUACUGGCCGAACUGAGCGCGCUCACAACCGAGGAGGAGGAGCUUAUCAAGGAGCUGGAGUCUAUUGAGCAGCAGAGAGAGGGAGUGGCCAAAGAUCUGGCGGAGGGCAGAGCACACUCCCAACAACUAGACACAGAAGAACAACAGUACCAGAGGGAGUAUUGUGAGUUUAAGCGUCAGCAGCUGGAACUGGAUGAUGAGUUGAAGAGUGUUGAUAACCAGAUGAGGUAUUGCCAAAUACAGCUGGACAGACUCAAGAAGACCAACGUCUUUAAUGCUACAUUUCACAUAUGGCACAGUGGUCAGUUUGGCACCAUUAAUAAUUUCCGUCUGGGUCGCCUGCCGAGCGUGCCUGUGGAGUGGAACGAGAUCAACGCGGCCUGGGGACAAACCGUCCUGCUGUUACACGCACUCGCCAAUAAGAUGGGACUACGCUUCCAGAGGUAUCGCCUGGUCCCCUAUGGUAACCACUCCUACCUGGAGUCCCUCACAGACAAGUCCAAGGAGCUUCCCCUGUACUGUUCGGGAGGCCUGCGUUUCUUCUGGGAUAAUAAGUUUGACCACGCCAUGGUGGCCUUCCUCGACUGUGUCCAGCAGUUUAAAGAAGAGGUGGAGAAAGGAGACACAGGAUUCUGCCUGCCUUACAGGAUGGACGUGGAGAAGGGGAAGAUAGAGGAUACUGGCGGCAGUGGCGGCUCCUACUCCAUUAAGACGCAGUUCAACUCUGAAGAGCAAUGGACCAAAGCACUCAAGUUCAUGCUGACCAACCUCAAAUGGGGCCUCGCAUGGGUCUCCUCACAGUUCUACAACCGCUAGCUAGCAUGGGGUGUGUGUGUGUGUGUGUUUGUGUGUGUGUGUGUGUGUGUGUGUGUGUGUGUGUGUGUGUGUGUAUGUGUGUGUUUGUGUGGGCUGGCAUGGGUCUCGUCACAGUUCUACAACCGCUAGCUAGCAUGGUGUGUGUGUGUGUGUGCGUGUGUGCGUGUGUGUGUGUGUGUGUGUGUGUGUGUGUGUGUGUGUGCGUGUGUGCGUGUGUUGUACGGUAACCCACAUUUGGACCUUUACAUACUCAGCGUUCAGCGUGACCCAGGACUGUGUGUGUGUGUGUGUGUGUGUGUGUGUGUGUGUGUGUGUGUGUGUGUGUGUGUGUGUGGUGAGUGAGAGAAUGUAAACCACUCACUACAAAUCGAUUUGUAUGAUUUGAUUUUGUCCCUGGUUUUGUUCUCAUCAAGUUGAUGUGGCUAUUGGGGUGUGUUUUGGGGUACACGUACUGUCUUCAGGCUAUUGCGGUGCGUUUUGGGGUACACUUACUGUCUUCAGGUGGACGGACCAGGGGUCCGUAUCUCGAAAGCGUCUUUGCUAACGACGGUAGCAACGUCCUUCGUAAGAGCGACUCAAGUCUCUCUCGACAGCGACGCUCACCACUAAAUCCAAGGGAAUGGUAAGACGGUCUUAAGACGGUUAGCAACGACAAGAAUCGAGAAACGGACCCCAGAACUGUGCCUGCCUGUUCCCACACCAGUUACACUCGGAACUAAAGUGCUGACCUGCUAACCACCCGCGCUUAUACCGGACUCUGAACUUCUCUGCACGUGACAGUGGGUCAAAGACGUGCAAAAUGGCAUUGUCAUCCAGUGUAACGGAUGCCUUCUGCUGACUGUAACUGUAAAAAACAUGAC